Molecule: messenger RNA, 1039 nt
Organism: Austrofundulus limnaeus
Lineage: Eukaryota; Metazoa; Chordata; Actinopteri; Cyprinodontiformes; Rivulidae
Product: zinc finger and BTB domain-containing protein 7A
Exons: 3
Coding region: 32-1039 (335 amino acids)
Biological process (GO): regulation of transcription by RNA polymerase II
Molecular function (GO): RNA polymerase II cis-regulatory region sequence-specific DNA binding; DNA-binding transcription factor activity, RNA polymerase II-specific
Source: RefSeq, a predicted model, not a curated record
CGCAGAUGUUUGGGGACUAAAGUUAACAGAGAUGUCGAGACAAGAAGUCAGACAGCUACUGGAGGCUAAAGUGGAAGAAAAGGAGGAGAUUUUAGAACGAACAACAAGAGAUGAACAGGAACUGUUGAGUUUUGGUGAAACGGAUCAACAGAACAACAACAACCAACUCUCUACAUUAGUGGUUCCUGCAGAUGUUCAGCAGUUGGUGUUGAUUCCAGAAGAGGCUACUGAAGAAUGGAGGCCUGGUGUGGACCAGCAGGAUCCAGAGCCCCUCCACAUAAAGGAGGAGGAGGAGGAGGAGGAACUCUGCACCAGUCUGAAGGAAGAGCAGCUCAGUGUGAAAGAGGAGACUGAUGCCACCAGGUUUCCCUCCAAUGCUGUUCCUUUACAGAGUGAUGAUGAUGAUGAAGAGAAACCUCUGUUGUCACAGCUUCAGCAGCACAAAGUAAAAGACCAUGAUCUUCCAACCAGCAGCUCAGCUGUCCAGAAGGAAGCAGCGACUGAGGGAGGAGACUGUGUAGCAACAGAAACUAAAAGGGACCAAGAUCUGAAUACUGAUGAAGGUGAUUUAGACUCUUCAGAGACUGAAGUCAGUGAUGAUGAUGAUGAUGAUGAUGAUGAUGAUGAUGAUGAUGAUGAUGAUGAUGGGAACAAUCCUAAUUUUCAGCUAAAAUAUAAACCAGAUUCUGGGUCAAAAACUGAAAACAGUUACAAAGGCUGGAAGAAGAGCAGACUUCAUAAGUCAAGUUCAAACAACACAUCUUCGAUCUGCUCUGAGUGUGGGAAGAUGUUUGUCAACAACUAUUCUCUUCAGAGACACAUUAGGCUUCACACAGGAGAGAAACCAUUUGUUUGUCAUGUUUGUGAACACAAGUUUUUUGAUAAAUCAACUUUAAACACACACAUGAGAAUCCACACAGGACAGAAACCAUUUGUCUGUGAUCUGUGUGGACAAAGGUUUGGACAAAAGUCAACUUUAAACACACACAUGAGAAUCCACACAGGACAGAAACCAUUUGCUUGUGAUGUUUACACAUGA